AUGUUGGAUGAUGUGCAACUGGGAUACUAUGAUUCAGCUGACAGAAGAUAUGUCUGCCGCCGCCCGCACACCAAUUCAGAAGACUAUGAUAGUGAACAGAAAGAUGCUGCUGUUGUGUUUGGAAGUAUGUUUGAGGACAUAAAAUAUACAACCACACGCCUAAAAAAACAGUUUAACUCCACAAAUGUUAUCCCCCACCCACCACCCUCACCAUCUGAAGAGAUUGAUGUAUUUCAGAGGAUCACUGGGUGCGAGCUGUUGGAUGGUGAUGUCCCAGGACAGGUUAAGUUAUUAGAUUAUUACAGUGGCUUUGCAAGAGACCUGCAGGAAAUGAACUUCAACUCACAAAAGAAGACUUUAGUGUGGAGCAUGGAUUCGAUAAUCGACUGGCGUAUUUACACUGAAAGUGGUGCCAAAGCGGUGUUGGAAAAUAUUUAUCAUCCUAUAUGUAUCAAAAGCUUAAGGAGGUACUUUCAGAGAGAGAAAAGAUAUUUGCUGAGAAAAGUGAAACCCAGAGUCAGGCUUCUCAAGAAGACACUCACACACUCUACAAGGACUCAAGUGACAUGUCUGGCUACUGGUUUUUACCCCCGCCACAUUAACCUGACUCUGCUUAGAGAUGGUCAGCCAGUACCUGAAGACCAGCUUACUGGAGGGUUACUGCUACCAAAUACUGAUGGAACCUACCAGAUGAGGAAAAGUCUGGAGGUCAGUGCAGGGGAAGUAAAAUGUAACUACACCUGCAUAGUCACCCACCUCAGUCUGGACAACAAGUUGGACAUCAGUAUUGAUUAUGAUCCAGGUCCAUCCAUCCUACCCAUAGUACUCUUUGUACUGGUGGCCUUAUUUGUGUUGGUGAUGAUACCCAUUGCUGGCUGCAUUGUAUGGAAGAAAUGUGCAGUGAAGCUUCCAGUCAGUAUCCUCCAAAAGGCUCUCAGAGAUUCUGGAGGGAUUCAGGUGACCUGUCUGGCCACUGGUUUUUACCCACGUCACAUCAACUUGACCCUGCUCACAGAUGGCCAACCCUUGUUUGAAGGCCAGAUCAGUGAAGGGAUGCUAUUGCCUAAUGCUGAUGGAACCUACCAAGUGAGGGAGUGUCUGAAGAUCAGUGAAGACGAACUAAGAGAGAGACACAAAUAUACCUGCACUGCCACUCACCUCAGCCUGGACAACAAGUUAGACAUACAUAUUGAUUAUGACCCAUGA
Chanos chanos (milkfish) is the source of this 1206-nucleotide messenger RNA. Its product is annotated as class I histocompatibility antigen, F10 alpha chain-like. The record is from RefSeq and is a predicted model, not a curated record. The transcript has 6 exons. Gene Ontology annotation, biological process: immune response. NCBI's taxonomy places the organism in Eukaryota, Metazoa, Chordata, Actinopteri, Gonorynchiformes, Chanidae. Gene Ontology annotation, cellular component: external side of plasma membrane. The coding region runs from base 1 to 1206 and encodes 401 amino acids.